AUGGUAACUAGCCCCAUCGACUCCGCGCUACAGCACUCCACCAGCGACUGUGACUGCCUUGCCACCGCUCUGGACCUUCUUGGUAAAUCAGACAGUUCGCCUGACUAUGGCUCGUCAUCGCUCAAGCAAGCCCGUACGCCCACAGAAACCCUCAUCUUUGAGAAUCGAAGCGUCGCUACCGCGGUUGACAACAUGCUCCAACGCAGCUGCGCUCACGACUCGCAAGUCCUCAUCAUCCUUGCCUUCGUCGUCUCCAAAGUCCUUGGGCGGUAUGGACGGGCUGCCAGAGUGGCUCCAUUGUCUCAAUGUGGAUCGCCACCACAGAGUCCUCGUACCUCGUCAGCCUUUGGGCAGAAGCGCCACCCUCCGUCAAGCAUGGCACUGGCCCAAAUCCACGGCGAGGACAGUUGCCGUGCAGCCGGUCAGUUGGUACUGGGAGAGUUGCAUCGAGCCUUGAAGCUGGUCAACGAGUUGGCGGCGCGACUGAAUGAGCGUGGGAGCCGUAGCAGUAGCCCGGACUGGAUGCGCCGUUCUGCAUCUGCCGGUCUCAAUGGCGAAGGACUCGGCCAAGCCAGUACGGUGUCGUUUUCCCCUACCAUGCUCGAUCAUCUCGGGAACGACCUUCGAGGUCAACUCAAGGCCGUCGUCGCAACCAUCACCGGUAUGUUGCAAGGGGCCGCCUGA
Messenger RNA from Zasmidium cellare ATCC 36951, 684 nucleotides. RefSeq lists its product as uncharacterized. Lineage: Eukaryota; Fungi; Ascomycota; Dothideomycetes; Mycosphaerellales; Mycosphaerellaceae. The record is from RefSeq and is a predicted model, not a curated record. Gene Ontology annotation, biological process: aflatoxin biosynthetic process; regulation of DNA-templated transcription. Gene Ontology annotation, molecular function: DNA binding. The transcript has a single exon. Gene Ontology annotation, cellular component: nucleus. The coding region runs from base 1 to 684 and encodes 227 amino acids.